Dracunculus medinensis (Guinea worm) is the source of this 225-nucleotide messenger RNA. The record is from the annotation of a GenBank genome assembly. Lineage: Eukaryota; Metazoa; Nematoda; Chromadorea; Rhabditida; Dracunculidae.
AUGGAAACGGCGGUUCGAUUAGGCGAUAAUAGAAAACUAUUCCGCCUUCUUCAUAAAGCAACUAUAACUCAGGGAAUGGUCAGUAAAAUGAUACAAGGUAAUAAUGGUGUGCCUGUUAAGCCUAUUAAGGAUCGCCUCAUAAAGUGGACAAAAUUCUUUGAGGCCAUACCAUCACCUUCGCUGUUUAGGCCAAUUUUUCAUCGUCCACCACAAGAUUUGAUAUAA